Molecule: messenger RNA, 4469 nt
Organism: Amphiprion ocellaris (clown anemonefish)
Lineage: Eukaryota; Metazoa; Chordata; Actinopteri; Pomacentridae
Exons: 14
Coding region: 3447-4067 (206 amino acids)
Source: RefSeq, a predicted model, not a curated record
GUAGCAUGUUUAGCUUAGCCUGUCGAGUUAAGGUGGCAGCGGGACUGCGCUGUGCACGUUUUUUUCUUUUCUUUUCCAUGCUGGCUGUAGAGGGAGACAGACAUAAUGGUAGCUCUCUGUGAAGCAAGGAAAACAGGAUCCAAACCGGGGACUUUCCAGCGUUUUGUCUGAAAUGUAUAUUUUGUGUAAUAGCAGAUCGCACUGUGUGAAUCGGCUUUGAAGGGGAAAGCUGUGUCUGCAGCUCAGCGCUGAAGUCUGCCGCCAGGAGUGACCGUGGCCGCGGACUGUGGUCGUGGAUUCGUUGUUCUGGUGCAGGAGUUGGAUCGCCGACCUUCGACAUCAGUGGAUUUUUUUUUUUUUUUUUUUUUUUUUUGGUCGUGACAGGGAGUACAGCUUCUACAGGUCACAUGGGAAUGACCAAACGUUGUGCACAACGGGAGUAAAGGACUAAAAAAAAAAGGAGUGCAGCAAAAAUCUGUUAAUUUUGGCCAAAUCAUUUUUUAUUGAGACAAAAUUUUGGAUGUGUCUUGGAGAUAUUUAAAUAAUAAUAUUUAUAUCUCAGAAAAAUAAGUGAUUUGAGUCAGUGUGUCAUUUCUCUGCAUGAAAUCAUUCCUGUCCUACUGCCUAAGACUCAGAAAUUAUUGUAGGUAAAUAUAUUGGUUUUAAACCUCGAACCAGGACAUCACUGAUGAAUUGUGGUGAUCCCAGACCGUGAGAUUUAUUUUUGCAGAUUUGUUUAGACUUGGUUACAUAUACAUACAGUAAUAUUAUUAAUUUCUAUUAUGCUAUUAAUUUAUUCUAUAAUUAUAUUGCUUAUAAAUUAUGUUUAUAGUGUAAUAUUUAGUUGUUGUUUUUUUUUAAAUGAAAAUACAAAUACAAAACGCUUAAUGUGGGAUUAUUAAAGCAAUAGUCUGACAUUUUUUUGAUUAUUAUAAGUUCAAUAAUUUAUUUAUUACAAACGUUGAAAGCUGCUGAACGAAGCUUCAACAUGUGAAGAGCUGCUGCUUCUAAUUCCAGAGGUUUGAGGUUCUGCAGGUGUUUUCAGGAUCCUGCUGAGCGACGGAACCAGAAAGCCCAGGAAACAUCUUCAGCUGUGGUUCUGGAAAACAAAGAGACAUCUGGACCUGCUUCACCUGCAGGAGACAGAAGAUUCACAGUGUUCAUCCAGGGAAACAUUAAAACGUUCCCUCAUGUGUGUUCAGAAGACGUUUAAGGUCAAAUGUACUAUUCCAACGUCCUGCUGGUUUAGAAGUUCAGACGUCAGCUGUUUUCACAUUUCAAGGUCUACCUUUUGUUUUGUGUGGGACGUUUUUACACAGCAAACAGUCAAAAUGAUUAUUUUAUUAACUGGUGGACAACCAACACUUUAAAUUCCCAUGUUAAGACGUUCUUUAAUCUGGAAAUCUAGUGUUAGCUUAGCACAAAGACUGGAAAUGGGGAGAAACUGUUAGCCUGUCAAACCACUGGAUGUCAUUGGUUUAAUCAGAAACUGUUCUGAGGGCUUCUUCCAGCAGGGUUUUAAAAAGGAUCCUCAAAACUUUGAUUCCUCCUGAACUCUGAGCAGCAGUUUCUGUGUUUUUUGCUUCUGUCUUAUUUUUCUUCACUGUGGUUCAUUUUUUCUGCGAUCCAAAGUCCUGCAGCUCCAUAGAAACAAACUCUGUGACAGUUUUUUCUCUUUUCCAAUUUUUUUGUGGCUCAUUUUUGUCUUUUAGUGUCCUGUUUUGGUCUUUUUAUUUGGUCAUUUUGGUUUUCUGGACUGUUUUAAACUCUCUUUUGAUAGGUUUUGGACUUGGUUCAGAUUUUUUUAGACUUGGAUUUUGCCUGGAUAAUGGACUGUUCUUCAAGUUAGAGUCUGAACUGGUUUUAAACUGAGCCUUGGUCUUGAUUCUGGACUGUCCUCCCAACUGCGAGUUGAUUGGUUUUUGCACUGAGUUCCAGCUUUAUGUUAGACUUCGCUUUUGACUGGUUUUGGAUUUGGUUUUGAGUUAGUUUGGGCCUGGUUUUGCACUGAUUGUUAACUGAGUUUUAAAUGGUUACAGAUUUGGUUUUCGGACCAGUUUGCACUGGGUCCAUAAUUUGUUUUGGACCUGGUCUGUAACUGUCUUUCAAGUUUGAUUGUGAAUUGGUUUUAAAUUUGGUUCUACACUGCCUUCGGACUGGGAGUUGAUUGGUGUUUGGACCAAGUUCCAAUUUUGUGUUAAAGUUGAUUUUUGACUGGUUUUUAAUUUCGUUUUGUGCUAGUUUGGUACUGGGUUUAGACUUGGUUUCAGACUAAUUUUUAACUAGAUUUUUCAGUUUGGCUUUGGACUGGUUUUGAAGUUAAUUUUAAUUGGCUUUGGAUUUAAUUUUUGAACUACAUUGGUCUAGAUUCAGACUUUAUGUUAGACUUGGUUUUUGGCUGGUUUUAAAGUGAGCUCUAGACUUGGUUUUGGAGGGUUUUUGAUCAUGUUUUUAGUAGGCUUUAGAUUUGCACUCUAGGUUUGGACUAAUUUUAAGCUAGAUUUUUUGAUUUGGUCGUAAAAUAAUUUCGACCUGGUUUUAAACUUGGUUUGGGGCUAAUUUAAACUGGCCUUUGGUCUUGUUUUUAACUUGGGAAUUCUGCUAUCUUGAUGCUUUAUGUAAAACACAAAUAAACAAAGAACUUCAAACAAAGCUUUGUGUUGCAGUUUGGGUUUUUCUAAACUUUGACGCCAGGAUUUUUACUUUUGUUUCCAAAUAUCGACCUCCUUGAUCGCUCAUAUCGGUCCUGAAAGUCCUUUUUAAAACUCCGAUUGAGAGUUUUGUUUGAGGAAACUGGUGUGAUGGAGCAGAAAGUGUCUUAAAUAUAUAACGGCAACAUCUCCUCGGCAGGUGUCCUCCAUCAGUGGGGGGUUUCUCUGUUUUCUGAGCAUUAUCAUGAGAAAAGAGGCCGUGUGAUGCAGCGUGAAGAGGAGGCCUCGCUGUGGUUUCCUGUCAGUAGGUGGGAGGAUGUUGAGUCGGUUGCAGCAGCGUUUUCUCGGAGCGCUGCAGCUUCAGAACAGCAGCGACGCUCUGAACAAACAGUCACACCUUCAACCGGUUGCUGUGAAGCACUUUGAGCUCCUCCACUUUCCACCAGCAGCUUGAGACAAAGAGCUGAAUCGGCCUCCAGGCUUCGCUCACCGCAGCACAAACGUGAACUUUACUGCUGGCUGGUUGGUUGACGAGUCACCUGAGUCGGUUUGUGGCGGGAGCUGAAGCCUUCAGACAGGUGAUUGGAUGCAACGAUGACGGCGAAUCAGUGACGCAUCAUCAGAUCACCACCGAGGAAGAAGCAGCGACGUCGUCCUCAGACAUGGCCGAUGUUCGGUUACAGUAGUCGACCCAUGUGGACCAGAUAUACCAGAAGGAGACCCCGAACUUCACCAAUCCUCCGACUCCAAACCAACCCUCACUCCAAUCCGUUCGUCCUCAGGUGUCGAUGAACCAUGGACAUCACCUGGCUCUGCGUCGUCUUGUUCGUCGCCGUCGUCAUCGCUGUCGUCCUCCUCGUCUUCACCUGUGUGAACUGCAGGAAAAAAGGCCCCAUGGCCUCCAUCACUCAGACCGCUUCAGACGCGUAUGUGCCAUCCCCGCAUUUCAGAGUCAUCCAUCCAUCCCAGCCGACCACUGACCCGAACUCCCUCCGCCCUCCCGUCAGCCAUCCGUCACCUUUCCCAAAUCGAGCUGAUGGUGGAACUGUGUGGCAACCUUCACCCUACCAUCCAUCAGAAACAGAGAGUAACCCAAGUUAUGAGAAUCCAGGUAUUGGACCUGAAUCUUUGGAGAGCGACGCUGAUGAAGCCGGAUCCGGAUACAUAAUCGUGAUACCCGAAGGACAAGAUCCUGUGACCAAUCGAAGCGGAGCCUCAACGCCCAGUUCAGAUGUUCAGAACGACCACGACUAUGUGAACAUCGCAAAGGAAGCUUCAACAGACUAUCUGAAUGUGGACUCGAUGUACAAUCAAAGGCCGACAUCAGCGACAACGGCUACAACUGACAGCGACGACGACGAUGAUGACGAUGAAACAGGAAACUACGUGAACCAACAACCUAUGAUCCACAGCUAACCAGGUGCAGGAUGGGACAAGACGACCGACUGAGCUUCAUUCUUCUUCCUUCACAAAACUGCUGACGGUGUUUAUUUAAAGAGCUGAGAGAUGUUUCCCCACCGAGAACUGAGAAUUCCUGCUCGUGUUCAACGUCACGUUUAAAUUCAUUUUAGGUUUUUUUUAUUACCUUUUCAAUCAUCACUUCUUUCCUACAAUCUGAAUCUGUCCUCCACACAGAGGAGCUACCAUGUUUGAGCUUUACUUUGACUUUACUGACAAUCCUGAGAAUGUCUUGAUUCGCUAAUGAUCUAUUUGUGUUGUUGCCGUGGUUACUGUUGUCUCCAGGUCUAUAAUCCAACUGUGUGAACGAGAAAUGUUUUUAAGCAACUACAAUUCAAUUAAACAUAUACAAACCUCGAA